Molecule: messenger RNA, 420 nt
Organism: Guillardia theta CCMP2712
Lineage: Eukaryota; Cryptophyceae; Pyrenomonadales; Geminigeraceae
Exons: 2
Molecular function (GO): zinc ion binding; carbonate dehydratase activity
Source: RefSeq, a predicted model, not a curated record
CAGGUUUUCGUUCACAGGAACAUGGCAAAUAUUGUGAUGCCGUAUGAUGUCAACCUGAUGAGCUGCUUGCAAUAUGCCGUUGACUACUUGGAGGUUCAGCACAUCAUCGUCUGCGGGCACUACAGCUGCAUGGGGAUCCAGGCGGCGUUCAACAAGGAGAACUUUGCGAGCCCGCUGGAGAACUGGAUCUCACACAUCAGGGACGUUUACAGGACCCACCUGAAGGAGCUCGAGAAGAUCGAGGAUCCGAUGGCGAAGAGGAGGAGGCUGGUCGAGCUCAACGUCAUCGAGUCGUGCCGGACUGUCUACCAGAUGUCCAUCGUGCAGAACAGGCUGAAGCAGACUGAUCCGGUGCAGCCGUUCGCAACCCCGCGCAUUCAUGCGGUUGUGUAUGAUGUGGCUGAUGGGACUCUGAAGUGA